AUGGCCUCCUCAACAACAGGUGAUGCGGGGAAGGCAACGAGGCCGCAGCCAAGGGAUAUGGCGCACCACAUUAACAAGCGGGUGCUGAACCAGGCCCCGAGUGCGAUGAAGGCAUACGGCGCGCUGGCGGACAGCAAGCCUGGUCUGACGUCCUUGGCAGGAGCCAACUUCUUUCCCCUGCAGCAUGCGCACUUCACCUUGCCCUCCUUCUCGAGUCUGAGCGAUGUUCAGAGCGCCAUGGCCGGCCCCGCGGCCGCAAUCCACCUCGACAAGUCGGGCGAUGGGCCCGGACCAGCAGGUCUGAUGGACCUGCGGACCGUGCUGCAGUACGGACUGACAAAGUCGUACCCUCAGCUCGUGGACCGGCUCAUCGCGCUGAACGAGCUCCUGCACGGCGUCCCCCACAGCGAAUCGGCAGUCACGGCGACGCUGGGGAAUACGGACGGCGUGUCCAAGGCGAUGACGCUGCUCGUCGAGGACGGGGAUAUUGUGCUCGCAGAGGAGUUUGAGUUCCCCGCGAGCGUGAACGCUGGUCGUGCCAAGGGAGCCACCUUCGCCCCCGUACCGCUCGACAGCGAGGGCAUCGUCCCCGAAGCCCUUGACAAGAUCCUGAGCGAGUGGGACACGAAGAAGGGCAAGAAGCCGCAUGUCCUGCUCACGACGCCUUGCGGCCAGAACCCGACCGGAUGCGUCUCGACGCCCGAGAGGAUGGACGCAGUCUACGCCGUGGCGCAGAAGCACGACCUCGUCAUUAUCGAGGACGACCCCUACUUCCCCCUCCAGUACGCCGAGUACACUUCCGACGCCUCCAAACGCUCCGAGAAUCUGGCCAAGGCGCGGGACUCUCUGCCACCCCUCCCCUCGACUCCAGAAAAGGACGACGCCCGCGCCGUAGCAGAGGCAUUCAAGGCGCACGCCGGCGUCGAGUCCUACCUAAAGCGCGACGUGGACGGGCGCGUCGUGCGCCUCGACUCGUUCUCCAAGGUCUUCGGCCCAGGUAUUCGGCUGGGGUGGGCGAGCGCGAGCCAGCAAUUCGUUGAGCGUCUCUGGCGCAUUGGCGAAGUCACGACGCAGACGCCGAACAACAUGACGCAAGCCCUGCUCGCGUCGUAUCUCGCCGAACCGAGCGCCAUUGCUGCGGCCGCGGGAGGGGCGGCGCCAGAGCAGGGCGGCUGGGGCCUGGCGGGCUGGUUGAGAUGGCUCCACGCCCUCCGCCUGUCAUACGAGGCGAAGAGGGACUUCUUCCUCGAUGCCUUUUACAGACACGUGCCCCAGGAUAUCAUCUCGACCGUCCCCGCGCGCGGAGGUAUGUUCCAGUGGCUCAGUGUUGAUCUUUCGAAACAUCCCCGGUACGACGGCAGCAACACGCGCGAACUCAUCGACGAGCUCGCCGAGAGUCUCAUGGACGCUGGGGUGCUCGUCAUGCCUGCGCGACUCUUCGUCGUGGAGAGCGUGCCGGGAGAGAGGAACGAUGAGAAACUCGCCGCGUUCAGAGCCACAUUCGCAGGAUCAGAGGAGACAAUAGACAAGGGCCUGAAGUUGUUUGGAGACGAGAUCAGGAGGUGGUUUGCGGAAGGAGCGAAGAAGUAG
Trichosporon asahii var. asahii CBS 2479 is the source of this 1590-nucleotide messenger RNA. RefSeq lists its product as uncharacterized. The record is from RefSeq and is a predicted model, not a curated record. Gene Ontology annotation, molecular function: L-2-aminoadipate:2-oxoglutarate transaminase activity; aromatic-amino-acid:2-oxoglutarate transaminase activity; pyridoxal phosphate binding. NCBI's taxonomy places the organism in Eukaryota, Fungi, Basidiomycota, Tremellomycetes, Trichosporonales, Trichosporonaceae. Bases 1 to 1590 code for a protein of 529 amino acids. Gene Ontology annotation, biological process: aromatic amino acid catabolic process; L-tyrosine biosynthetic process. The transcript is spliced from 3 exons.